GCGCGCGCUCUGAGAAGGGUUCCAAAAUAUUACUGCAGCGGGCCGUUCUCCACUGGAGGGCGAGUGGUACAAGAGGAGAGGGUUUGUAAGGAGGGACGGAUAAAGAGAGAGGGAGAUAGAUAGAGCAGCUGGAAGCAGGAGAGAGAAAAUCCCGACCCGGCCUCUGCAAGCAUCAUUUUUACAUCGGAUUUAAUCCGCCCCCGUCUCGACCACAAUUUCACGCCAAGAGAGAUGAGUUUCUCCCACUGAAGUAGGCUAACUUCAUGUUGAACUGUGCUCUUAGGAGGGGGAGGGAGAAAUACAUGAAGAAAAAAAGAAAAACACACAUUCUAAGACAGCUACAGUGUUCAGUUGUAACUGAUGAGAUCACACAGUGACACGAAUGUUUGUGAGCAGCCAUGACGAAAUCCUAUGAGUUCAACUGGCAGAAACACCUGCCUGGCUUCCUACAGGAAGGAGCCUCUUUUGACAGGUUUGACGAGGACCCGUUUGUCUUUGAGCCCAACUGCCUGGUCCAGGUGGACGAGUUUGGCUUCUUCAUCACCUGGAAGAGCGAAGGAAAGGAAGGCCAGGUUCUAGAAUGUUCCCUCAUCAACAGUAUCCGCGUUGGAGCCAUGCCAAAGGACCCAAAGAUCCUGUCAGCGUUUGAGGGCGUGGGGAAGACCGAGGCUGAUCUGGAGGGCUGCAUCAUCUGCGUCUGCAGUGGCACCGACCUGGUCAACCUCUCCUUCAUGUUCAUGGUGGCUGAGACCCCGGACAUCGCCCGGAAAUGGGCAGAGGGUCUGAGAUCUGUGAUUCACAACUUCAGAGCAAACAGCGUCUGUCCAAUGACCUGUCUCAAAAAACAUUGGAUGAGGAUGUGCUUUCAGACCAACGUAAACGGGAAGAUCCCAGUGAGAGGAAUCACACGGACAUUUGCUUCGGGAAAGACAGAGAAGGGAAUCUUCCAGGCUCUGAAGGAGCUGGGCCUGCCCAGUGGAAAGAACGACGAGAUGGAGUCUUCAGCGUUCACCUUCGACAUCUUCUACGCUCUCACACAGAAGAUCUGCCCUCGCACUGACAUGGAGGAACUCUUCAAGAAGAUCAAUGGGGACAAAACUGAUUAUUUAAACGUAGAUCAGUUAGUCAGCUUUCUGAAUGAAAACCAGCGGGACCCGCGGCUAAACGAGAUCCUGUUCCCCUUCUACGACCCCAAACGAGCCAUGCAGAUCAUCGAGAAGUACGAGAGAGAUCCUGAGCUGAGGAAGAGAGGUCACAUGUCCAGUGAUGGCUUCUGCAGGUAUCUGAUGUCGGAUGAGAAUGCUCCGGUGUUCCUGGACAGGCUGGAGCUGUACCAGGAGAUGGACCAACCGCUGGCCCACUAUUUCAUAAGCUCCUCCCACAACACGUACCUGACGGGACGGCAGUUUGGGGGGAAGUCCUCCGUGGAGAUGUACAGACAGGUGCUGCUGUCGGGCUGCAGGUGUGUGGAGCUGGACUGCUGGGAUGGGAAAGGAGAAGACCAGGAACCUAUAAUCACGCACGGCAAGGCCAUGUGUACUGACAUCCUGUUCAAGGAUGUGAUUCAAGCCAUCAGAGAGACGGCGUUCGUAACAGCAGAGUACCCGGUCAUCCUGUCCUUUGAGAAUCACUGCAGUAAACCGCAGCAGUAUAAGAUGGCUAAAUACUGUGAAGAAAUUUUCGGGGACCUCCUUCUUAAACAGCCACUGGAGGGAUAUCCGAUUGAACCUGGGCGACCCUUACCCUCUCCCAACGACCUCAAACGUAAAAUCCUCAUCAAAAACAAGCGCUUGAAACCGGAAGUGGAACAGAAGCAGCUGGAGUCCUUUAAGAAACACAUGGAUGCAGGAGAGACCAACACGCCUGCCAUUAUCCUUGGAGAGGAGAACGAGGAGGACGGAGACAUCUGUGGAGAAGACAAGGAGGGGAACCCCGAGGGCCAGCCCGGCAGCCUAUCAGAGGAGCCCAGUGAGAAGGAGGCUAACAGCGUCAGUGCCAACAGCACCACAGCCAGUAUUACGGCCAGCACCAGGGCUAGCACCAGGGCCAGCACCACGGCCAGCACCGCGGCCAGCACCGCGGCCAGCACCAGGGCUAGCACCGUGGCCAGCACUACCAGGAAGGAAGAGGAGCCGGACAACAGCCUCAGGAAGGUAACCGAGGAUGAGGUCACAGAGAUGUCUGAAGCCACGGAAGCUACAGAUAUCACCGACAUCUCAGAAGCAUCUGACCAGGACAACAACAAGAAGGCAGAGACCACAGAUGACGAGGAGGCUCUGAUAGCCCAGUACACCUAUGUUGGAGCCACCACUAACAUCCACCCCUACCUGUCUGCUAUGGUGAACUACGCCCAGCCUGUCAAGUUCCAGAGCUUCGACAACGCAGAGGAGAGAAACAUCCACCACAACAUGUCGUCCUUCAACGAGUCGGUGGGGCUGGGCUACCUGAAGACCAAUGCUAUUGAGUUUGUCAACUACAACAAACGUCAGAUGAGUCGCAUCUACCCCAAAGGAGGCAGGGUGGACUCCAGUAAUUACAUGCCUCAGAUCUUCUGGAACGCUGGCUGCCAGAUGGUCUCGCUCAACUUCCAGACCCCAGAUCUGGCCAUGCAGUUGAACCAGGGAAAGUUUGAGUACAAUGGAUCCUGCGGGUACCUGCUGAAGCCUGACUUCAUGCGGAGGUCAGACAGGAUGUUUGACCCCUUCUCUGAGACGCCCGUGGACGGGGUCAUAGCUGCCACCUGCAGCGUGCAGGUGUUUUCAGGCCAGUUCCUGUCAGAUAAGAAGAUAGGUACCUACGUAGAGGUGGACAUGUACGGGUUGCCGACGGACACCAUACGCAAGGAGUUCCGCACGCGCAUGGUCAUGAACAACGGCUUGAACCCAGCAUACAACGAGGAACCCUUCGUCUUCAGAAAAGUGAUCCUGCCAGACCUGGCUGUGCUGCGCAUCGCCGUGUACGACGACAACAACAAGCUGAUAGGCCAGCGCAUCCUGCCCCUGGACGGCCUGCAGGCGGGCUACAGACACAUCUCCCUGAGGAACGAGGGCAACAAGCCCCUGUCGCUGCCCACAGUCUUCUGCAACAUCAUCCUCAAGACCUACGUCCCCGACGGCUUUGGAGCUAUUGUGGAUGCCCUGUCCGACCCAAAGAAGUUCCUGUCUAUAGCAGAGAAGAGAGCUGACCAGAUGAGAGCUCUGGGGAUCGAAACGAGCGACAUCGCUGACGUGCCCAACGGGAGCUCGAAGAACGACAAGAAGGGCAAGGUGAACACUGUGAAGAGCAGCGUGUCGCCUCAGACCAGCUCAGAGCUGGCCCAGACCUCCAGCUCCACCCAGAACAACACCGCAGAGGCCAAGAAGGAUACAUCUGCCCUCGUGCCUACUGUAAAUAUCGAUGACUUGAAACAAAUGAAGACCUACCUGAAGCUGCUGAAGAAACAGCAGAAGGAGCUCAACGCCCUGAAGAAGAAGCACUCCAAGGACCAGAACACCAUGCAGAAGUCCCACUGCACCCAGGUGGACAAGAUGAUCGCCCAGCACGACAAGGACAAGCUGACCCAGGAGAAGCUGCUGGAGAAGGCCAUCAAGAAGAGGGGGGAGAACAACUGUCAGGAGUUGAAGAAGGAGACGGAGAUCAAGAUCCAGACCUUAACUACGGACCACAAGGCUAAGGUGAAGGACAUCACAGCCCAGCACACUAAGGAGUGGUCAGACAUGAUCAACUGCCACAGCUCUGAGGAGCAGCAGAUGAAGGACAGUCAUGUGACCCAGCAGUGUGACCACCUGAAGAAGCUGCUGAACACCGUGCAGGAGCAGCAGACCCUGCAGCUCAAAGUCAUCCACGACCGACAGAGCAAAGAGAUGCGUGCCAACCAGGCUAAGACAUCAAUGGAGAACAGCAAAGCCAUCAGCCAGGACAAAACCAUCAAAAACAAGGCAGAGAGAGAGAGGAGGGUGAGGGAGCUCAACAGCAGCAACACCAAGAAGUUCCUGGAGGAGCGGAAAAGGCUGGCCAUGAAGCAUCAGAAGGAGAUGGAGCAGUUGGAGAAAGCCCAGAGGGAACAGCUGGAGAAACUGGACAAGUUCAAUGAGCAGCUUUUGAAAUCACACCAUGCAAACAAACAAGGCCAAGGACAUGCAGCAGAUGGUGAAGCUGGAGGAGGAGAUGGACCGCAGACCAGCCACAGUGGUGUGAGCGACUGAGGGACACACACUCUCACACACACACUCUCACACACACACACACACACACGCAUGUACACUCCAACCCCAGAGAGGUGUGACACCCAUUCUCGCCAGAGACAGACACAAGUCAUACACACACGCACAAACACACACACACACACAGAUAAGUGCCCGCCCCUCAUCUUAAGACUCAGCAGUGGCAGGCUGUGUUCUCCUCCUGGUACUGGACCUCCGGCCUUCUGACCAUCCUGAUCCUCCGGCCUUCUGACCAUCCUGAUCCUCCGGCCUUCUGACCAUCCUGAUCCUCCGGCCUUCCACCAACACCUGCCACCGCCGGCACAGUCCUUUCUGGCCUCUAAAAAAGCUAUGGCAGUUGAAACCAGAACAGACUGCACCUCACACACACACACUCUCUGUCCUCAGUCCGGUGGUUGUCAUGGCGGCAUGACGUAACAGAUCUGUCCUGGUGCCAACGGUACGUUUACCGGUACCAACCAAACCCAACUUGGAAGGAGGGGGACAAAUAUUUAUUAGUUUUAACUUUAUGUCGGCACAAUAUGUGAAUGAUACUGUACGCUACACCAGAGUUGUGUCCAGAGCACUUUAAAUGUGGUAGUCCAUCCUAAAUGAUCAGGGGCACUACAGUAUGUAGCAGUUCACUAGGUUCUCUAUGUUUUGAUAAGAAUGUAAAAACUAAACAUGUAAGCAGUCUACAAAGGAGAGACACCUUCCCCCACACCUCAUACCCCCACACCUCGUACCCCCACACCUCGUACCCCCACACCUCGUACCCCCACAC
Hypomesus transpacificus is the source of this 4986-nucleotide messenger RNA. Its product is annotated as 1-phosphatidylinositol 4,5-bisphosphate phosphodiesterase beta-4-like. The transcript is spliced from 40 exons. The record is from RefSeq and is a predicted model, not a curated record. NCBI's taxonomy places the organism in Eukaryota, Metazoa, Chordata, Actinopteri, Osmeriformes, Osmeridae. Bases 399 to 4205 code for a protein of 1268 amino acids. Gene Ontology annotation, molecular function: phosphatidylinositol-4,5-bisphosphate phospholipase C activity; calcium ion binding. Gene Ontology annotation, biological process: lipid metabolic process; phosphatidylinositol-mediated signaling.